AUGACUAAAUCAUCAUCAUUCUCAAACAAACAAAAGAAGAUACCAACUAAUAAACAUAAGGAGAGGACAUUUGAACAAGAUGGUAAGGCUACAACAGCAGUGGCAUCAUCAGGUGAGAUAGCAGGUUCAAAGGGUGAGGAGAGACAUCGUAUACUCGCCAAGAGCUACCCUAUCAAGUUGGCCAUGUGGGACUUUGGUCAAUGUGACAGCAAGAAGUGUACAGGUCGCAAGCUCGAACGUCUCGGCUACGUCAAGUCACUCACACUCGGUAACAAGUUCAGAGGUAUCGUCUUAACACCUGAUGGAAAGCAGUCUAUAGCACCUUGCGAUCGUGACAUUGUACAACAGAUUGGUAUAUCAGUAGUCGAUUGUUCAUGGGCCAAGCUUGAGUCUAUACCAUUCGCCAAGAUGAGAGGUGGUUGUGAUCGACUAUUACCAUUCCUCAUCGCAGCCAAUCCAGUGAACUAUGGCAAACCUUUCAAGUUGUCUUGUGUGGAGGCAGUGGCAGCAUGCCUGUUUAUAACUGGCUUUGACAAGGAGGCACAUCAGAUAUUGGGUGGAUUCAAAUGGGGACCUUCGUUCUACACGGUCAACAAGGAUCUGUUUGAGAGAUACUCAAAGUGCAAGGAUAGCGCAGAGGUCGUACAGGUUCAGAAUGACUUUAUCAAGAAGUGUGAGGAUGAGUCACUUCAACGACUGACCAAACUGGACAUCAACGAAGAUGGUCUAGUUGCCAAUCCAAACAGAGUCACACUACCAAGUCAGUUCGACUACAGUGAUGAUGAUGAUGAUGAUGGAAAUGAUGAUGACGAUAAUGAGGAUGAGGAUGAAGAUGAAGAAGACGAGGAUGAAGACGAAGAGGACGAGGAUGAGGAUGAAGAAGAUGAAGACGAGGAGACCAACAAAGCAGAUAACAAGGAGGAGGACGACAUAGACAAUGAAGACGAAGAAGGCGAGGAUGAGGAUGAAGAUGAAGAUGAAGAUGAGGAUGAGGAUGAGGAUGAGGAUGAUGAAGAGGAAGCAAAGUUACAGUACAAGUUGAAGAAAGAGAAACAAUUACUGAAAAGAGAAGAGAGAUCACAGAAGAAGGAGGAGAAGGUAAAGGCAAAGGGUACAAAGGACAAGAAGGUCAGGCCACACAGGCAUUGA
Messenger RNA from Acytostelium subglobosum LB1, 1149 nucleotides. RefSeq lists its product as hypothetical. Gene Ontology annotation, molecular function: rRNA small subunit aminocarboxypropyltransferase activity. The transcript has 3 exons. Gene Ontology annotation, biological process: maturation of SSU-rRNA. The record is from RefSeq and is a predicted model, not a curated record. Bases 1 to 1149 code for a protein of 382 amino acids. NCBI's taxonomy places the organism in Eukaryota, Evosea, Eumycetozoa, Acytosteliales, Acytosteliaceae.